AUCUCAAUGAUAUAGUUUACGGAUCUAGUGUUGCUUGCAAUGCAUGAAUUCAAGUUGCGCAUUUUAUAUCUUGUCCGCCUUGUCUGAGCCCGAUUCCAAAAUUCAAUCUGAGAGUUUUCCGAUGAGUUGAGUGCACAGCAGUGCAUUUGGCGCUUCGUGUAGAGUGCGGAGACGGUGGAUGUGCAUGAGGCCUAGAAUAAUUGAAGAGUCAGAUUCCUACUCUUCCUCUCUUUCACACUCUCCCACGUCACCCACCGGUCCUAUCAAACGCAAAUUCCACAAGCGACACACUUCUCGCAGUCUGAAGUCAAAGUCCGGGAUGUUCCCACCCACCUCACCGCGAAGCAACAACUACGAACGACUCGAAACCGGACUAGGUCCCAGCAGGAUGGCUGGUAGGAGAUUUGGUUGGAAGAAGUUCGCAGUUGGGGCCGUUGUCCUUCUUGGGUUCGUUUGGGUAUUGGGACCGAGGAAAGAGGAUAUUAUACCAGAGAGAUACAUUCCUUCUAUUGCUAAACCUUAUUGGCCGGAUUCAUCGACUGAAACAACGUUACCCGAGGAGCAGCCUCAACCUACGAGUGGGAACGCACCCCCACCGUCACACCCUUUAGAUGAGGACAUCAUACCCAAUCCACAACCUCGACCGACCUCAAUAGAUACAGAUCCGGACGGUUCAAAGACAGUAUAUUGCACGGCACCGCACAAACCUGGAGUCCCACUAGUGCAGUACGCUCUUAUGAUAGAUGCGGGAUCGACUGGGUCUAGGAUUCACGUUUACAAGUUCAACAAUUGUGGCCCCUCUCCAGCAUACGAAUAUGAGGUAUUCAAGCAAACACAGCCUGGCUUGUCGGACUUCAACGGGAAGCCACUCGAAGCGGCACGAAGUCUCGACGUUCUGCUAGAAGAAGCAGUCAGAGUCGUCCCUCCGCCUUUACAGAAAUGUACCCCCGUCGCUGUGAAAGCGACCGCGGGUCUACGUCUCUUGGGUAGGGCCGAGAGCGAGGAGAUCCUCGAAGCGGUACGACAUCGUCUACGCGAGAGAUAUCCUUUCAGUCUUCCCGACCAGGAUGGUGUCGUGAUCAUGGAUGGUAGCGAUGAGGGCGUGUACGCUUGGAUCACCGCCAAUUACCUUCUUAACACUAUCCGUCCCGAUACACCUGAAGGUACAAAACCUUACGGUGUCCUUGACCUCGGUGGCGCUUCAACUCAGAUAGUCUUCACGCCGACUUUCGAUAUGUCGAAACCGGACAGUACGCUUGAAGAGGGCGAGCACAAGUAUGAUCUCAAGUUUGCUGGGAAAGAUCAUUUGCUCUACCAACAUUCAUACCUUGGCUAUGGUCUUAUGAAAGCUCGGGAAAGUGUCCAUAGGUUAGUUGAGUUUAUGGGUUCUUUCCAUAAGCCUGGUGCAGAGGCUGUUGUUGGGAAUCCCUGUCUUUCUAGAGGAACUAUCCGGGAAGUCACGAUUGAGGACGCAAUUCGAGGUGAUAGCAGGAAUGUUACGAUGGUCGGAGAGGACAUAGGUGGUUUCGAAUCUUGCAACAGGGUGAUCGAGCUCGUUAUGGCGAAAGACGCUAUCUGCGAAGUCAAACCAUGUGCCUUCAAUGGUGUCUAUCAACCCUCCCUACUCGAAACCUUCCCCAAAGGAAAGAUCAUGCUCCUUUCCUACUUCUACGAUCGUCUCCGCCCUCUCCUCCCUGACUCCCCAUCAUCCCCACCUAUCCGCAUCUCCACUAUCGCGACCCUCGCUCAACAAGUAUGCCUCGGCAAACCCGAGUGGGAAAAACAUUGGGGUGAUGAUCCAGCACUCAUGGAAGACCUCGAUGGGAGACCGGAAUGGUGUUUAGACCUGACGUUUAUGCAUGCCUUGUUGAGACUAGGAUACGAGUUCUCUUCGGACAGAGUUGUGGAGAUCGGAAAACAGAUCGACGGGACUGAGUUGGGUUGGUGUCUUGGUGCCACUCUUGCCAUGGUCGGGGCGGAGUUGAAAUGUCGCGUAUGAGCUGUAGUGUUUACGUCUGCACGUUUUUGUGGGGUUGGAUUGGACUUAUGUAUAUGUUUCAUUGGCCAUUUCAUAGUCGGGUUCGUAUUCAUAUCUUCAUUGACUACCUAUUUUAUGCAUGGGCUGAUACUGAGGAAGACUCAUUGUUAUCGGACCAAGACCCUUCAAUGCUAUUGGAGUGCAUGGCGGCUGUCAUGUUUCCUGCAUGAAGUUGAUUCCGAUUCCGAGGCACCAGAUACCAAGCAUAGACGGAUUUACGAUUGGCCACGGCCAGAGCCUUCAGACUGGUUCCGCGUCUUCGAAUUCGAAGGACAAGUCAAAUUGUUUCUAGCUCACGAAGUAAAAAUUUCUUUUCGAUACACAACUUACUACGUAUGCUGUUUCUUGCAGAGCCUUAUUCGACCGUCAAUGAAGGAAAGAUCGAGUUGUACACCAUCCAUUCCAAGGCGUUAAGUACAUAAAAUCACCAUACAGAUA
Molecule: messenger RNA, 2476 nt
Organism: Somion occarium
Lineage: Eukaryota; Fungi; Basidiomycota; Agaricomycetes; Polyporales; Cerrenaceae
Source: the annotation of a GenBank genome assembly